AUGGACGUGGAAACUGAAACAACCCUCAAACCAACCGACCAAAGCACACAAGAUGCCAACGACCUCGCCGAACUCGGCCACGAGCAAACACUUGCCCGCAAGUUCAACAUCUGGAGCAUGCUAGCGUUAGCAUUCUGCGUGCUAGGAACAUGGUCUACCUUUGCCCAGGAUCUUGCCGAUGGUCUGAUCAACGGCGGCCCCGUCUCUAUCCUGUGGGGACUGUCUCUUGUUACAUUUUGCAACACCUGUGUCGCCCUCUCGCUGGGUGAGAUCUGCAGCAGCAUGCCUACUGCCCUCGGACAGGCAUAUUGGAUCUACCGUCUCUGGGACUCACGCUUUGGACGCUUCCUAUCCUAUAUGUGUGCUUGGAUCAAUGUUUUUGGGUGGUGGACACUGGCCGCCUCCCAGGUGGCGUUUAUGACCAAUUUCCUUCUCGGUAUGAAGGUUAUGUUUAGUCCAUCUUGGACUGGUGCGUCAAAAGGGUGGCUUGAGUUUGUGGUUUAUAUUGCAUGUGUGUUUGCCCUCACACUGAUUAAUGUGAUGGGGUGUCGGAAGGACAAGUUCCUGCCAUGGCUGAACAAUUUUGUCGGAGUCUGGUUCUUUGGAUUAUUCUUCGUUUUUUGCCUUGCCCUGUUGAUUUCAGUGGGAACCAAAGAAGGCCUUUUCUAUCAGCCUGCCUCUUUCGCAUUUGGAAAAUGGAUCAACCAAACCGGCUGGCCCGAUGGCGUUGUCUGGUUCAUCGGUCUAGUCCAGGCUGCAUAUGGACUGACUGCCUUUGAUGCCGUUAUUCACCUGGUAGAGGAGAUUCCGGCACCUCGCAAAAAUGCCCCGAAGGUGAUUUAUCUUUCUGUGAUCUCCGGAGCGGUCAGCGGUUUCAUCUUGAUGAUGGUCUGCCUCUUUUGUAUUCAAAAGGUGGACACAGUGGUGGACUCGCCUAGCGGCCUACCGUUCAUGGAACUCGUCCAAGAAACGGUGGGUCAGACGGGCGGUGCAGUAUUGAUUGCCCUGUUUAUCACGAAUGGCCUUGGGCAGGGAAUCAGCAUCGUGACCACGGCAUCCCGCCUCACCUGGGGCUUUGCCCGUGAUGGUGGACUCCCCUUUAGCACCUACCUAUCGGAGGUGAGUCCUUACUGGAAGGCCCCCGUUAGGGCGCUCUGGUUCCAGGGCGGAAUCAUAGCACUCGUCGGGGUUUUAUUCCUGUUCGCAGAGACCGUGUUAAACGCAAUCCUCAGCGUCAGCACCAUCGCUUUGACCAUCUCAUAUGGGCUGCCCAUCAUGACCCUACUCCUAAUGGGCCGCAAUAAACUCCCACAUGGUGGCCAGUUCAACCUUGGGAGACUGGGUGCACCGGUAAACUGGGUCUCCCUUGUGUAUUGCUGUGUGACCACCGUUUUCUUUUUCUUCCCUAGUACACCCAACCCCUCAGGUGGUGAUAUGAAUUACGCUAUCGGCGUGUUUGGCGUCAUGCUUGUUAUCGCUGUAUCUUUCUGGUUCGUCCAGGGCAGUCGCACCUAUCUCAACACCGAGGACUCUAUUCCUCAUGUUAUUCAAGCCCACGCGGUUGCGAAUGAUCCGCUGCCUGGGCCAAAGAAGGAAGGUCUAUGA
Penicillium coprophilum is the source of this 1605-nucleotide messenger RNA. RefSeq lists its product as uncharacterized. The coding region runs from base 1 to 1605 and encodes 534 amino acids. Gene Ontology annotation, molecular function: transmembrane transporter activity. The transcript has a single exon. The record is from RefSeq and is a predicted model, not a curated record. Gene Ontology annotation, biological process: amino acid transport; transmembrane transport. Lineage: Eukaryota; Fungi; Ascomycota; Eurotiomycetes; Eurotiales; Aspergillaceae. Gene Ontology annotation, cellular component: membrane.